UCUCUCUCUGCGUCUUACUUUGAGCAUGUUUGUUUCUUCAAGAAGAUCAUUUACUCAACUUCUCUCUCUCUUCUCCUAGCUCCUCUUCAAAGCUUCUCUUUAACUUCAUCCUUCUCUCACUUUCUCCUUUCUUUUUGAGAUAUAGAGAGAGAGAACAAAAAAAAAAUCAAAUCUUUCAGACACCCUUUUGACUUCUUUGCCCAAAGAAUCCCUCUGCUUUUUUUUUUCCUUAGAGAAAUUCAUUUUAAAUUCCGAAGCAAAACCCUCAAGAUAACAAAAAAAAAAAAACAAAAAAGACAUCAUCAUUAUCAUCUUCAUCAUCACCAUCAACUUCAGUGGCAGCUAUAGCAAGAGAGGUUUCUUAUAAGGUUUGUGUAAUAAUUAUGUCCAUGGAAGGAGUUUUUCUAGAGAAACCAAAAUCAAACACAACAACAACUACAACUACUCUCCCUGAUCUAUCUCUCCACAUCAGUCUCCCAGAUAUUCAUCAUCAUCAUCAUCAGUAUCAUCACAAUGAAUCUUCCAAAGAAUCUUCUAGAAGAUCGUCCCAACAGGACAACAACCGAUCAUCGAACUUUGAACUCUCUUUGUCUCAUCAUAACCACCCAACCGCAAGAAUCUUCCAUUGUCCUGAUCGAAGAAACCUUAAUCUUCCUCAUCAUCAGCAGCAUUACAACAACCCUAUCAUCAAUGGUGGAAGUCUUCUUCAUCAAAGGGUCGAUGAAUCCGAGAUUAAUAAUCUCCACCGUCCGAUUAGAGGCAUCCCGGUCUAUCACAACCGUUCAUUCCCUUUCCACAACCAAACCUCUCCUUCUUCUUCUUUGCCUUCUCUUGGAGGAGGAGGAGGAGGAGACUUGGAUCAAAUCUCAAUCUUAAACUCAUCUUCAGGCUAUAACAACGCUUACCGUUCAUUACAAUCUUCCCCUAGGCUUAAGGGUGUUCCUUUGCAUCAUCAUCAUCAUCAUAAUCACUAUGGAAUCGUUGGAUCCUCAGAUUCCUCUUCUCCUCAUCAUCAUAACCAUCACCAUCAUCAUGGGAUGAUCAGAUCAAGAUUCUUGCCUAAGAUGCCGACAAAACGGAGCAUGAGAGCUCCGAGGAUGCGUUGGACUAGUAGCCUUCACGCUCGGUUUGUUCACGCUGUUGAGCUCCUAGGAGGCCAUGAAAGAGCAACACCGAAGUCGGUUCUUGAGCUCAUGGAUGUAAAGGACUUAACUUUAGCUCAUGUAAAGAGCCAUUUGCAGAUGUAUCGAACUGUUAAGACCACUAACAAGCCUGCUGCUUCAUCAGAUGGGUCAGGAGAAGAAGAAAUGGGCAUAAAUGGAAACGAAGUCCAUCAUCAAUCAUCGACGGAUCAAAGGGCACAAUCUGACGAUACUUCUCUUCAUCAAGAAAUUGACAUUUCUUCCACACAACCUCGUUGGAGUAACUCUUCACGAGAGACAUGGCCAUUAAGUAAUAACUGCUCAAGCGACAUGGAUACAUUGAUCAGAACUUCAUCAACAUCAAUGAUCUCUCAUCAUCAAAGAUCCAGCCUUCAAAAUCAGGAGCAAAGGUCGAAUGAUCAAGCAAAGAGGUGUGGAGAUCUUAGUUGUAACAAUCCAAGUUUGGAGUUCACAUUAGGCAGACCAGAUUGGCACGAUAAAUGACUUUCUUGAUCCAUUUGGAUUUUAAUAUAUAUUGGUUUUUUUUAAUCUCUAUCUCUCUAUAUAUAUACUCCGAAACAUGAAUGCAAUAUAUAGCGUUGUGAUGAUGAAACUCUCAACGUAAAAGAAGAACACGUAAAGAGCCAAACUGCUCAAGAGUGUUGGUUUUUUGCAGAGAGAGGAGGAUAUCACUACAAAAGAGGAAGAUAUUUGGAGAUUCUUCUUCUCAAGGUUCCAUUGAUGAUUUGAUUAUAAAAGUGGAUGAUCAAUGUAUGAGGCUUUUUUUGUUUUUGUUUUCUAGACCUGUUGAUCUGGUGUGAUCAUAAGUUAUAUAAUUGGAAAGAUCAUCAAAAUUUGGUGAAAGUUUCAAUUUUUUUUUGUUGAAAGCCUCUAGCUGGGUUAGAGGGUUUCAAGUAUCUAUGGGUCUUUUUUCUUUUG
Messenger RNA from Camelina sativa (false flax), 2081 nucleotides. RefSeq names its product transcription repressor KAN1. Gene Ontology annotation, molecular function: transcription cis-regulatory region binding. Lineage: Eukaryota; Viridiplantae; Streptophyta; Magnoliopsida; Brassicales; Brassicaceae. Gene Ontology annotation, cellular component: nucleus. Gene Ontology annotation, biological process: regulation of DNA-templated transcription; abaxial cell fate specification. The record is from RefSeq and is a predicted model, not a curated record.